Triplophysa dalaica is the source of this 8829-nucleotide messenger RNA. RefSeq names its product CASK interacting protein 1 (gene caskin1). The record is from RefSeq and is a predicted model, not a curated record. Gene Ontology annotation, molecular function: protein binding. Lineage: Eukaryota; Metazoa; Chordata; Actinopteri; Cypriniformes; Nemacheilidae.
UUGUCAGCCCAAUCCACGGCUGGGGUAAUGCACAUUGCACACUGCUUGUGUAAAUUCAUCACAGGACAGAAAAAAACAGCGCGAGUACUACGCGCACGGAGCUAUGGCAUCACCGACUGACGCCUCUUCGGUACAGCCUCGCGGACCCCAGGUAAAUGCGCAUAUGGGAAUUUAAAGCAAGACCGAAUUUUUUGUAUUUCUUGCAACCCAAACCGCUCACGCCAUCAAAACGUGAUCCAUCCGAUAAUGAUUUUCUAGAGUGGACCGAUCGCCGUUUGGCUAUCACGCAUCGGACUGAUAACCCGAAUCACCCCUAAUGUGUUUAUGAAUGCGGCGCAGUGGAUCUCGGCUGUAAAGCGAAAUUAAUCACUUGACGGCUCCAUGAAAUCGGAAUAAAACCAUCUGUGAUUCAUAUAGGAACCAGCUCCAUAGAAUAAGAGCAUCCUUCCGCCAGUGUGCAUUAUCAUCAUCAUCAUCAUCGCGCCCUGCAGCUCCAUCGCAAGAGGGAGGAUCCGCAGAGGAGCUCUCUGGGCAACACUACACGCACAUUCAGAGGAUGCUUUGGAUGUGAAAAUAAAUAACGAUGGGGAAAGAUCAGGAAUUACUUCAAGCGGUGAAGACCGAGGACCUGAUGACGGUGCAGAAGCUCCUGCAGAGGCCCAAGCCUGGGAAAGCAAAGUUGCUGGGCUCUGCCAAAAGGGUGAACGUCAACUUCCAGGACACUGAUGGAUUUUCACCGUUGCAUCACGCAGCCCUCAAUGGGAAUGUGGAGGUUAUAUCACUGCUGCUGGAGUCUCAGGCCAUAGUGGACAUCAGAGACCACAAAGGGAUGCGGCCUCUGCAUUACGCAGCAUGGCAGGGAAAGUCCGAACCCAUGAAGCUGCUGCUGAAGUCAGGCUCUUCAGUGAACGGUCAGUCCGAUGAGGGUCAGAUCCCUCUGCACCUGGCUGCUCAGCACGGACACUAUGACGUGUCUGAGAUGCUUCUGCAGCACCAGUCGAACCCCUGCAUAGUUGACAACGCUGGGAAAACUCCAUUGGACCUGGCUUGUGAAUUUGGCCGUGUUGGGGUGGUCCAGCUGCUCCUGAGCAGUAACAUGUGUGCAGCUCUGUUGGAGCCCAAGCCCGGAGACUCCACUGAUCCAAACGGCACCAGCCCGUUGCACCUCGCCGCCAAGAACGGGCACAUCGACAUCAUCAGAUUACUGAUUCAGGCUGGCAUCGACAUCAACAGGCAGACCAAAGCAGGCACUGCCCUGCAUGAAGCGGCCCUGUGUGGGAAGACUGAUGUGGUGCGCCUCCUGCUGGAUAGUGGCAUCAAUGCAGCUGUGAGAAACACGUACAGCCAGACAGCUCUGGACAUUGUCUACCAGUUCACUGCCACCCAGGCCAGUCGAGAGAUCAAACAGAUGCUCCGAGAUGCCUCAGCAGCCUUGCAGGUCAGGGCUUUGAAGGACUACUGCAACAAUUACGACCUGACUAGCCUUAACAUAAAGGCUGGAGAUGUUAUUACGGUGCUGGAGCAACAUCCCGACGGAAGGUGGAAGGGCUGCAUCCAUGACAACCGCACCGGAAAUGACAGAGUGGGCUGCUUUCCCUCCAGCAUUGUGGAGGUGAUCAGUAAGAGACCCGGGGCAGCGGGUUCAUGGAGUUCAGUCACAUGUGCCCAACAGUAUCAAAAGAUACAGCUCUGUGCGCCGGUGUGCGGCUCUGUGUCGCCCGCCGUUGCCAUGGUGAAUGGGGACUCGUAUCAUGAGAUUCAUAUCCUGCCGCCUCCUCCACCUCCGCCACCACAUUCCCAUCUGCCACUUUUUACUUCCUUUGGCUAUAGCAGGUCCCCAAAUAGCUCAGGAGAGCCACACAGUGGACAAGAUGCCAACAAUGACACAGAUUUUACUAGUUCUCGCGGCUCAGACUCCAGUCCUCAAGGCUCACCCACCCCAGCCGGUGGUCCCCAAGGCGGCAGCAGCGAGGAAAUAUGGGUGCUGCGCAAACCUGUGGCAGGUGGAGACCGCAGUAGUGUGGGCAGCUCAGGCAGCGUGGCCAGUGCCCGGUCCUCCGGCAGUGGACAGAGCGCAGGCAGCAGCACUAUUAUCCAUGCACAGGCAGAGGGAGUCAAGCUUCUGGCCACAGUUUUGUCCCAGUCUGCCAAAGCUAAAGAACACCUGCUGGAGCAGACCAAGUCUCUGGAACAUCCUCCAGCCUCUACCAACAAAGGACCCUCCUCACGUAGUCAGAGUUUGUCAAGCUGUCCGCUUCACGAGCAGCCGUAUGGAGAGGCGGCGUCCCAGAGGAAAGGGGAGGCGCAGUCCGAGGGGAAGAGCUCAGAGGCUGUUAUCCAAUGGUUGAGUGAAUUUCAACUGCAGGUCUACGCUCCAAACUUCAUCAGCGCUGGGUAUGACAUUCCUACCAUUAGCCGAAUGACCCCAGAGGAUUUAACAGCCAUUGGAGUGACUAAACCAGGACAUCGAAAGAAGAUAAGUUCAGAGAUAAACAAACUUAGCGUCAAUGAGUGGCUGCCUGAUCAAAAACCGGCAAAUCUUGGAGAGUGGUUAGCAAUGAUUGGUCUUAGUCAGUACCAUCAAGUGCUAGUCCAAAAUGGAUACGAGAACAUUGACUUUAUCACAGACAUCACAUGGGAGGACCUGCAGGAAAUUGGAAUUACAAAGCUUGGACACCAAAAGAAGCUUAUGCUGGCAGUGAAAAAACUAGCAGAAAUCCAGAAAGCCUCAGAGGGUCGCAACACGUUGCACAAAAAGUCACCAGUUGCAGAGGUGAUGGUCAUUGAGAGUCCACCCCAUGACAGCGGAGAGUGUAUGUCACCUAAAAUGAGGACGUUCCAGGACAGUGAACUGAGUGGAGAGUUACAAGCUGCUCUUAGUCGCCCUGCUGAUUUGCAAGAUGGCCCAGAGGUCAGAACCAACAGCACCCCAAGUGCACAGCAGCGUGCCCGCAGUCUACAUGAGAACAGCAUAAACAAGAGCAGAGACUCAGAGGAGCAUAGCGGGCCACCCAGAAAAGAGGCACGUACCAUGCGUCAGAGCAGCCAAGGGGGCCAAAGAAAUGUCUCAUCAGCGCAACCGAAACCCCGCCAGUCUUACCAAGGUACAGGACCACCCUAUACCCCCCCGCAAACCCCCACCAAAACAAAAAACCCCACUUCACAGACUGUUGCUACCACACAGGGUAAGCCAAAACCAGGUCCACAGGUGCUCCAGCAGACAGAAAAGACAUCAUCCCGUUCUCACCCACAAUCCUCCAAUCAAAGGUCCCACCAAUCUGCCCAGCGGGCGGAAACUGUAGAGGCCACACCCCCAGGACCUGUCUCAGUACCACUCUUGUGCCUGCCACCAGAGGGCGAUGAAGCUUGUGAUGAGCAUGGGCAGCCAAAAAAACGUGCCCAUAGUUUGAAUCGCCACGCUGUGUCCGAUGGUGAGCAAGAACGUGAGGAGCUUAAUGUGCCGGAUACAGGAGGAAAGUAUGCCACGGUGCAGCACCGGGUGGGACGGAGCAACUCAAUGAAAGGGCAGGCAGACAAGAACGUCAACCGAAGCCAGUCCUUCGCACUCAGACAGAAGAAAAAAGGCCCACCUCCACCGCCUCCCAAACGCUCAAGUUCGGCCAUCUCAAGCUCCAGCAGUAAUCUGACAGAAGCCCAAGAGACAAGUAGCGGACCUUUACUGGAGGUUCCCUACCAACCACAAAGACGUGCAAGUGAUCUCGGUGGCACUGUGGAUACAGGCAGUGCGGGUAGUGUGAGGAGCAUUGCAGCUAUGUUGGAAAUGUCCUCCAUUGGUGGGGGUACCAAAGGCCUGGCUUUGCAGAAAUCUACAGGUCACUAUCUGCAGGUGGGUGGCGCUGGAGGAAAGCAGCGAGAUGCCAUUGGACUGGAUGGUGAAGUAGUGAAUCGUCGCAGAACUAUUAGCGGUCCUGUCACCGAGUUGGUAGCAGCGGCAAAGCGAGGAUCACAGCACGGGCCAGGGCCAGGGCCAGUCCAGCAUAGGUCACUUACUGAAACCCAACCUAGCUCCAGUGAGAGCUCAGCAGAAAACCUUGCAUUCGCUGACGAUGGAAUUCUCACCAUCAAACAAAGAUCCAGGCAGGGCAAGGAUGAGACUGAGGAGGUUCCAGACACGCAAUACUCAGCACCCCAGGAACAGAUUUCACGUGUGGAUGCCACAGCCUCGUUGAAAAGGGAAGUCCAGAGCCCCAAGCAACAACCAAAUGGCACCAAGUUUCACCUUACUGAGUCAAAUACAGUUAAGCGCCGCCCCAAGAGCAAGGACAAAGAAGGAGAGGAACUUCAAGAUGGACAGAUGCCUGUACCCUAUGAAAAUGGGACUGGCACCAUUAAGAGGCGUCCUGUGUCCGAGACGACCGUUUCAGAGCAGCCCAGGCCACAGGAACAUCCUGAAAACUCGCCUCGUCGGGAUAGUGAAGACCUGGACGGCAACAUCACUAACACUGGCCCGCGCAAGACUGUCAAACCCCCGGUGUCUCCCAAGCCCGUUCUGGCCCAGCACAUGAAGAAACAAGGACCACCGGCUGCCAUCACCAAGAAAGCCCCCUUUCCCGGGCCCACCGGGGCACCUGGCAGCCCAGUUGAAGGAAAGAAAGUACCUCCUCCGGUUUCACCGAAACCUACGCCGCCUCCUACGGCUCCCAAACCGUCCAAAAUGGUUCUGCAUUCUUUGAAUGCAGCACCUAACCCCGCUCACACACCCACUUUAACCAAGCCCACAGUUACCAGAGUGGCCAGCACAGCUUCUGGCCAGACCAACAACCCUGUCAAGGCUACAACCCCACCGGCCCAGAGCCCUCACACACCCCAGACUGCAAAUACCCCACAGACACCCCUGACACCCCAAACCCCACAGACGCCCCAAACUCCCCAGACACCAGGCCCUCCUACACCGAUCCCCACACCUCCACCUGUAAAACCCCCUCGCUCUUCAAUCAGUGGAGUGUCCAUGGACAAUUCAGCUGUAUCAGGAUUUGUGGCUGGGGUAAUGACGGCAGAUGCGGUGCAUCAGAAGAUAGAGGAGACCAAUGCCUCACUGGCUGCGGCUCUGCAGGCCGUGGAGGAGAAGAUCAAGGAGAUGGACGGAAAGAGUGACUCAAUGGGUGAAAACAAGAGCACAGUGAGCAUACUAGACGACAUCGGCAGCAUGUUCGAUGACCUGGCCGAUCAGCUGGAUGCCAUGUUGGAGUGAAGAGCACAGCCUGUGUCUCUGUGACACAACCUCAGGGCCCCGGGAGAGCACAAGGGCACAAUGACCAACCACAAACUCCUUUUCCUGCUCCUCAUCCUAUGCUCCUCUCAUUCCUUAUUUUUCCAGCUCCUUUCCCUUCGUUGUAAAACACCUAUCUCUCCUCUCUUCCCCCCCCGAGUUGGUUUGCACAAACCCUAGCUGAUGUACCUCAGGACAGGGCAGAAGACCACCCAGGGCUUUAGACGUCCAAGACAGAGAGAGGCAGUCUUGGAGAGGCAGAGGCUGGGUUUUAAAACUCAACUGUCUGUUCUUUUCUAUUCAGAGUCCUUGGAAUAUUUCAAUCUACCACGAGCAAUGACUAGUAAAAUAAUAUGAAAACAAUUAUAACUGUAUAUGAAAAAAUAGUAUGGUAUGUGUACAUUGUAAGCAUGAGGAAAGUUUGUAUCUAUAUAGAAAAAAUCUCAUAGAGAGAGUCAUGCAUUAGUGCAGUUCUAAAAAUAUAUAUAUAUAAAUAUGAAUAUAAAUAUUUUAUGUUUUUAUUUCAUGUUCAAUGGUACAUACAGUGUUGAAACAUUAAGAAAUCUAUAAACUUUGAGGACAGAUGUGUGGAUUUUUUUUUAUAUAAUGGAGAUUUAAAAAAAUGAAACUUAUAAUAAGGCUGGCAUAAACAUCCUGUAUGUUUGGCUGUGUUGUAUGUGGGCUGUGUUGAAUGUAGUGACUGAAGUGGCUGUUAGACCCCCUGCUCUGUGCUUGCUCUCUCUGGGCUGUGCUGUGACCCUUUCCCAUUUUUUUUUCUGCGUGUGUGAACUCAUACAUUCCUGUUCCCGCACAGCCGUUCCCCUUAACCUCCCCUCUCUCUCCUCAUUCAGUCAUCAUGUGCAGUGUCCCGUGUGCCUUAAUGUUAAAGGUGACCUCAGUGCUGCUAACACACAAGCAAACACGAGCUCGAGCCGAGGCGGUCCCGUGUCUGUGUGAGAGGAGUUGACUUGAAGCCAGUGGGAUGGGCCUGUAUGCUCUGAUAUAGCGGGUAGAAAUGACCUCAUCUUUGGACACCUUCAUACCUCGGCCACCUGGUGCAGGGCAGUACAGGCUUUUGUUGACCGGUGGCCUCAAAGUUACUGAAAAGAAACGUUCUUCAGUCGAGCUCCAGUGAACAAUGAGGGCUCUUAGAAGGUGGGACAUUAGAGAAAGCACAAAAUGAGAAAGUGUAAAAAUGUGUGAACGUGAGUCAUUGUGCAAAGCAAAAGUGCCAUUGUAUUGAAUUUGGGCAAUUCCAUGCAAAUGUCAAGCUUAAAAUGACAAAAUCAAGUCUUUACCAAAGCGUAAAAAGGGUAUUAUUGCUUCUGGUUUGUACAUUUAAAUUCAAAGAAAUUCUACACAGUAUGUUGUCUCUCAAACUUGUGCAACCUAAAAUAGAAAACUUGUGUCUGGAAAUGAUAUCAUCUGAGUUUUAGGGAAAUAUAUAAACAGAUGAUUUUAUAGGGUUAUAAAUACAUGUUGUCAAAAUUUAUGUAGCAAAUUUUGAUUGAAAAUGGCACAUCCACAAUGCUGGAAUUGCCCAUUUCAUAAUGGCUCCGAUUUGAUCAUAGACAAAAGACUGCGUCAUAACAGUCAGGUUGAUACUUAAUAUAGAAGUGUGGUCCUAAGUGUGAUAUUGCUUUUAUACAACAGUUCUGUAAACAAAACUUUAUUAUUGAUUUACAUAUUAGAUGAAAUUUGGCCAGGUGGUUUGGAUAUUUUUCAGCACCAAAGAAAGUCGAGGCAUCGGGAAACACUUUUGGGGAUGAGGACUGUUGCAUAGAACAGGAAUAGGAAAGAAAAAUGCAUGAAAGUGUUAAGGAUUUUGCAAAGGCUGUGCUCAGCAUUUUAUCCUACCCGUGGGAUCUUUGCGUGAGGGUCUGUGUGCUCGGACAGGUGUAGUUCCAUUGGAAGCCUGCAUGCAGUCUGACGUCAGCACAUUGCUCAGUGGCUGUUAAAUUAAGGGUGUGAAUGUACCACGGUGUGCCUGCUUUGUAUUGCAUUCCCCCGGUAUCGUUCAGACUAACAUUUCCUUAAUGACCAAAGCAAGAAAAUGAGUCUAGGAUGCAACUAAGCUUGGGUAUGUUAUCCAUCACUUAUUCUAAAAACAGCAGUACAGUAUCUAGGCUAAACAAAGUCACAAAGAAUAGCAUUAACUUAGAUGGACUUAUUGAGGGUAGACUAAACAUUGCUUUGUUAGUCUGGAGAGCAUCAAAUGUUUGGUCUCUGUGGACAUGCACCAUGAUUUUUGUUACCAUGCUCUUUAUUUGUGGUGACUGGCACAGUUCGCUGUUAUGACAGCACUGGUCACAACCAUUUCACUCGCUAGUCUCUGAAUGUCAUUAUCUCAUUGCCAGCGACAUCACACAGUUUCUCAGUAUUCUGCUAACCAUCCUUAAUGUUGCCAUGACAAUCUGCAAAAAUGUAAAUGAUGGUCCCGUAAUGAUUGCGGAAUUGGAGAAUGAGAAUGGGCCCAAAAGGGGGGCGGAACAUUUUUAAGAAAAAUGCCUGCGUCUGGGACCCAUACACCUGCAGUAGCUAAACAUGCUUAAUCCCUUCAGAAAGAUUUGUUUUUGUAAUAUUUAAGUUAUGAACAGAGGUUAUUAUAGAUGUUUUCAAGUAUUUAAUGAUGCGGCAUCAAUGGGGCUCGUUGAUGAAACUGCAAAUAUUUAAAAUAAGAGUUUUAAGUGUCUUCUGGACUCAAAGUUUUUAAAUUAAUUACAUUUUAGAACUCUUUUUUUUAAGAUAGCUUUUUGUGAUAAGUUUUUGACUGCCAUGUUUUCAGAUGAAAUGAGUUGUAUAUUAUGCAAUUUUGUUGUUUUUUAACAUGUAUGUGCCUUGCGUUAAUUCUUUUCUUUUUGUCCUGAAGUCUUUUGUGUUUAAAUGAUGUGUAGAUGAGACGUGGUCUCCCAGCUUUGUCCACCAGAUGUUCACAAUUAUAUUCUCUCUUUUGUUGUUGUGGUCUGCUCUGUGGACAGAGCGCAGAUGUCUGGCAUGGCUUUUAUAAAAGCUUUAUCAAGCCCACUGCUUCAAAGGACUGGGUCUGUAUCCAGUGUUAACAACCUGUUCUUUUCUUCUGUUGUAUAUAGCUGGAUGUUUGUUACCAUAAACUUGAUUUCUCUACAUUUCUCAUUCCCCGUCAUUGUCAUAAUCACGUUCGCUUGUUUUUCUUUAUCUUUUUUUGAUACCUGAGGGGGGAACAAUGAAAAAUAAUGGCAUUCUGAAAACACUGAAGUCAUAUUCAAGUCAAAGUCUUAGUGUUGGUGCAAGAUGUUAUUUAAUAAUGAAAGCUGUUUUCAAUUCCAUCCUAUUUACAGAGACAUAUAAAAAAAGAAUCUGCACUGCUCAAUGUGUGCAGGCUGUAUAUUGUGUUGAUGUUGUAUGAUACCUGCUGUGACUGGCAUUGAGAACAGUGGUGUGCUUGCAGUGACUGCAUCAACAGCCACCUGCUCUAAAUAAACAUUAUAUAUAUAUAUAAACAUUCUCAAAGCUGUCCAAUUACUGACCAACAGGCCUGACAAGAAACUGCUUAACACCAUUGUGUUAAAUUACUUCACAUACAUAAAACUGCACUUCUCAAAAAGCAGACAAGCUGGUAC